AUGGCGGCCACCACACAACCAGACUACGACAAGCCCGGAGACAAGGGAGAAGAGAGAGUCAAAGUCAUUUGUCUCGGCGACAGCGCCGUAGGCAAAUCUAAACUGGUUGAAAGAUUUCUCAUGGAUGGAUACAAACCACAACAGCUAUCUACGUAUGCCCUGACUUUAUUCAACCACAAAGAACAGAUAGAUGGAAAACCUGUUUCUGUUGAUUUUUGGGACACUGCUGGUCAAGAGAGGUUUAACAGCAUGCAUCCUUCAUAUUACCACCAGGCACAUUGUUGUAUAUUGGUUUUUGACUGCACCCGUAAAAUAACAUACAAAAAUUUGCCAGAAUGGCUGCGAGAUUUGCGACAGUACAGGCCAGAGAUACCAUGUUUGUGUGUGGCAAACAAAAUUGAUGAGGACAUGGACAUGACAAAGAAAACUUUUGCAUUUGCCAAAAAGAACAACAUGCCCUUCUACUACGUCUCUGCAGCAGACGGGACGAACGUGGUCAGGUUGUUCAGGGAUGCCAUCCGAGCUGCUGUGGCGUACAAGAAUAAUUCUACAGACUUCAUGGACGAGAUUAUGAAGGAGUUAGAGAAUUUCAAACUUGACCCCAUACCCAGCAGAACAAAAGCCAAAAAAGUUGAGGACACUGCAAAUGGAGACAAUGAUGUCUCCCACGAGGCAAAUUUGAUUAUAUCCUGA
Molecule: messenger RNA, 693 nt
Organism: Candidula unifasciata
Lineage: Eukaryota; Metazoa; Mollusca; Gastropoda; Stylommatophora; Geomitridae
Source: the annotation of a GenBank genome assembly